AUGUUUGAGAUGAAGAAAACCAUUGACGCUUUAGUUGUUUUAGCAGGUAAGGUUUCAGAAUAUAACGCAAAAAUGAACCCGCAAUGUUCAAAAUGUAAGGCAGCAAUGAGGAAAUAUAACUACUCCGUCAAAGAGAUAGAACGUAUGAGAAACGACUAUGCAGACUUAAAGAAAGAAGCAGAAAAACCAGCAGAAGAUAAAAUGGACAUGUUAGCAUUUCUGAACAAAAACUAUCCAACUGCUGACGAUUUCCUUCUAUCUGACGUCAAGAAGAAGUAUAAAGAAACUUUCGGCAUUGUUAAAACAUUCGAUGUACUAAAAGAAGAAAUAGAGGCUACAAAACUGUUUAAAGUCAUGAACCAUCGCAACAUAUACCAUGUAAAACGCUUGUAA
Messenger RNA from Trichomonas vaginalis G3, 393 nucleotides. Its product is annotated as organellar and viral DNA polymerase type B. The coding region runs from base 1 to 393 and encodes 130 amino acids. The record is from RefSeq and is a predicted model, not a curated record. Lineage: Eukaryota; Parabasalia; Trichomonadida; Trichomonadidae. The transcript has a single exon.